AUGCCUGCUCAUGAUGCAGAGUUUAACAAAGCCAAGGAAAGGUUGAAUACGUUGAGUGAAGCCCCAGGAAAUGAUAUUAAACUAAAAAUCUAUGGUUUGUUUAAGCAGGCAACAGAGGGAAAAUGUAACAAGCCUAAACCUGGUAUGAUGGAUUUAGUUGGAAAAGCAAAAUGGCAGGCAUGGAAUGGUCUUGGUGAUAUUUCACAGGAUGAUGCUCAAAAGAAGUAUAUAGAUUUAGUGAAUGAAUUGAUAGCAGCUGAUAGUCCAGAACCUACCAGUACUACUGAUAGCAAGUUUAAAACUAUUCUUGUUAAUAAAGAGAACAAAAUAUAUAAAAUUACACUUAAUAGACCUAAAAAGAUGAAUGCUCUGAAUCAUUUGAUGUAUGAAGAAAUAAUGCAAGCUCUUGAUGAAGCAGGAAAAGACAACUCUGUUUUGACUGUUAUUACUGGUACUGGUAAUUAUUAUUGUAGUGGUAAUGAUUUAGAGAAUUUUACUAGUACUGGAGGUGCUGAUAUUCCUGCAAUGGCUAAACAAGCCAGAGAAAUCUUAUACCGAUUUGUUGGAUCAUUUAUAAGAUUUCCUAAGCCAUUGAUUGCUCUAAUAAAUGGACCAGCUGUAGGUAUAUCAGUUACUACACUGGGUCUGUUUGAUGUAGUAUAUUGUACUGAUAGAGCCACAUUUCAUACACCAUUUUCAUCUCUAGGUCAGUCACCUGAAGGUUGCUCAUCUUAUAUAUUUCCUCAAUUAAUGGGUUCAGCAAAGGCCAGUGAGGUAUUAUUGUUUAAUAAGAAAUUAACAGCUCAGGAAGCCUUAGAUAGAAAUUUAGUCACAGAAAUAUUUCCUGAUGCCAGUUUUGAAAAAGAAACAAUGGCUAGAGUGACAAAAUAUGCCCAGUUACCUCCACAGAGUUUACAGAAAUCAAAGAAUUUGAUGCGUCAGAUGCAGAAAGAUAAAUUAGAUAAGGUGAACAGUGAAGAGUGUGAUUUAUUAGUAGAAAGAUGGCAAUCAGAUGAAUGUAUGAAUGCUAUCAUGAAUUUCUUUAAAAGGAAAGAAUCCAAAUUAUAA
Lottia gigantea (owl limpet) is the source of this 1068-nucleotide messenger RNA. RefSeq lists its product as hypothetical. The coding region runs from base 1 to 1068 and encodes 355 amino acids. Lineage: Eukaryota; Metazoa; Mollusca; Gastropoda; Lottiidae. The transcript has 9 exons. Gene Ontology annotation, molecular function: fatty-acyl-CoA binding. The record is from RefSeq and is a predicted model, not a curated record.